AUGGUGCUAAGGAACUCCUUUGCCCCCCUCUUAGGUGGGGCCCCAAGGAAGACCCCCAGCAGCUGUAGCAGCAGCAGCAGAAUUCUUCCUGCAGCUACGAACACAGCAGCAGCAGCAGCAGCAGCAGCAGCACCAGCGGCAGCAGUUGCUGCUGCUGCAGCUACUCCUGCUGCUGCUGGUGGUUUUGCUGCUGCUGCCUCGCCUUCUCUCCUGCUGCAGCAUCCUUCGUUGCACUUCGCUUGUCUACCGCUGCAGCAGCAACAACAGCAUCAUCAACCGCAGCAGCAACAACAGCAGCAGCAACAGCAGCAGCAGCAACAACAGCACCGCCUAUUGCUGCAGCACCACCUACAUCAGCAUCACCUACAGCAGCAGCAGCAGCAGCAGCAGCGUAACUUUUCCUUUAUACAGCAGCACCGAGUAAAGAAAGAUUUAUCUAGUAGUUUUGCUGCAGUAGGUUACACCGAUUAA
Molecule: messenger RNA, 471 nt
Organism: Eimeria maxima
Lineage: Eukaryota; Apicomplexa; Conoidasida; Eucoccidiorida; Eimeriidae
Exons: 2
Coding region: 1-471 (156 amino acids)
Source: RefSeq, a predicted model, not a curated record